This is a messenger RNA of Cuscuta epithymum, 1057 nucleotides long. The record is from the annotation of a GenBank genome assembly. NCBI's taxonomy places the organism in Eukaryota, Viridiplantae, Streptophyta, Magnoliopsida, Solanales, Convolvulaceae.
CCGUUACCUACUCACCUGGAAAGCCAAACUGCCCAUUUCUCUUCCUAAGAAAGUUGGGCAGAACAAAAAUGGCCUCUCCAAUACAGCUGCAAUACACCAACCUGGUGCAUUAAAUCAACUGCUAAUCAAGUGCUUGCGCUCAAGGCCAAUCCAUUUUUGACCCACUCAACCAGUGUUUUUGAACGUUAAGAGAAGAUCUUCUCGCCAGUUAGGCGUUCCAUACAUAGAAAGGAAGCAGUAGGGACUCCCCUUUGUUGAAGCAGUUGGCUAAAAUCAAGGAUAUGCUCCUUCUGUCCUUUGGUAGCACAGAUGGAUAAUCGCUCAAAUAGGGGCAAACUGCAAAAAUGGGAAGCUGGAUUCCUCUAACCUAUAUGAUAUCCUAAGGAGAAAAUCGGUUAGAAAGUCAUGGAUGUGUUUCAUUUGGAAAAAUUACAUUCCCCCAGAUAUUCUUUUAUUCUAUGGCUUUGCUUUCGAAAUAGAUUAUCCAUAGCUGGAAAUCUUUGGUAUAUGGAUGUGCAUAGGAAUUGUGGUUUCUGUCAUACCCAUCUCGAAACUGUGGAGCAUUUGUUUUUCGUGUGCCCGGUGACUGGUACCAUUUGGAAGGUUAUUUGUGAGUGGUUGGGAAUUAGAAGACCUCUUCAUACCCUCCAUAGUUCAGUAGAAUGGAUGAAAAAGGAGUGGAGGGGUGCAAGACUAACUAGAAUUGCUCUAGCUUGUACGGUUUACUCAAUCUGGAAAGCCCGAAAUACCGGACUGUUUGGAGGGGCAAAAGCCACGAGUGAUGAAAUGAUUUUGCAAAUCAAAGUGCUUACUUACAAGAUUUUAUAUAGACUUUAUCCGUCGAACAUGAUAAACUUCUGAUGCCCCGAUAGAUGGGUUACUAGUUUACUGAACAGUUUCUGUCCAUUUAUAUGAACCCUGUUGGUUCCUAUGAGUAGUGUGGCUGGUUUGUGUUCACAGGGGACUGUUUUUGUGCUUCGUGAUAGCUGGUUUUUGUAAUGUGGUUGUUUUUGUAUGAUUUGUUGUUGGUAACUUUGGGGGUAUGCCCCUUGAACUC